AAUAUUUCUUUUUCUAUCCUCCGAUUUGUAAAAGAAGAAUAUGAAAGAAAUGAGAUUUAAAUCGAUAAAAUGUAAUGAUAUUGGUGGAUGAUUCUGGAGGAUCAUAUGAGCGAAUUGAUCACUCUCCAUGGAAUGGCUGCACACUUGCGGAUUUCGUCAUGCCCUUCUUUCUCUUCAUUGUUGGUGUGUCAAUCGCUCUUGCUUUUAAGAGGAUUUCUAGGGUUCCUGAUGCAAUCAGAAAGAUUGUCGUCAGAACAAUCAAACUCCUCUUUUGGGGAAUUCUACUUCAAGGUGGCUACUCGCAUGCCCCUGAUGAUCUCUCCUACGGAGUUGACAUGAAAAAGAUUCGCUGGUGUGGCAUCCUCCAGAGAAUAGCACUGGCGUACUUGGUGGUGGCUCUUGUUGAAGUCUUCACAUUUAAGUCUCGCCCUAGGGAGCUUGGCUCAAAUCCUUUUGCCAUUUUUAGAGGAUAUAGAUGGCAAUGGUUGGCUGGUUUCAUUGCAUUUUCCAUCUACAUGUGUACAACAUUUGGGCUUUAUGUUCCAGACUGGAGCUUUGUUUAUAAUGCAGGAGAUACAGAUGGUGAAAAGAGGUUUACGGUCAAAUGUGGCAAGAGAGGACAAUUAGGUCCUGCUUGUAAUGCGGUUGGCUAUGUUGAUAGAGAAGUCUGGGGUAUAAACCAUCUCUAUUCAACGCCUGUAUGGAUACGAUCAAAGGCGUGUACUUAUAGUUCACCAGCCUCAGGACCUCUUCGUGCUGAUGCUCCACCUUGGUGCUUUGCUCCCUUUGAGCCUGAGGGCUUGUUGAGUUCAAUAUCAGCAAUCCUUUCAGCAACUAUUGGUAUCCAUUAUGGACAUGUUCUGAUUCAUUAUAAGGUUCAUUCCGAGAGGCUCAAGCAUUGGAUGCUGACGGCUAUCGUUUUACUUAUUUCUGGCUUAUUGCUUCAUUUCACAAAUGCCAUUCCUAUCAAUAAGCAACUGUAUAGCGUCAGUUAUGUUUGUUUCACAGCUGGGGCAGCUGGAAUAGUUUUGUCUUUCUUCUACUUGCUGAUUGAUGUAUAUCAUUUGGGAAAACCAUUUCUGUUCCUUGAAUAUAUCGGAAUGAACUCAAUGUUAAUUUUUGUAUUGGGGGCUUCAGCAAUACUUCCAGCAUUUGUAAACGGCUGGUAUUAUGAGAAUCCAGGCAAUACACUUGUUUAUUGGAUUCAAAAGCAUAUCUUCAUGAAAGUUUGGCACUAUAAGAGAAUUGGGACUCUUUUAUAUGUGAUAUUCGGUGAGAUCCUCUUCUACGCAGUUCUAGCAGCCAUCUGCCAUAAACUUGGCUUCUACUGGAAGUUAUAAUUGUUUUGCAAUUACCAAUUAUGCAUAUUAUGAAAUUUCAGAUUUCUUUUCAAUUACAUGUUGUUAAGUGUAAACUUUAGUGAAUGAUAGUUUUAUGGGAAAUGAUUGGAUUGUCUA
Messenger RNA from Dendrobium catenatum, 1457 nucleotides. RefSeq names its product heparan-alpha-glucosaminide N-acetyltransferase. The transcript has 13 exons. Lineage: Eukaryota; Viridiplantae; Streptophyta; Magnoliopsida; Asparagales; Orchidaceae. Bases 75 to 1340 code for a protein of 421 amino acids. The record is from RefSeq and is a predicted model, not a curated record.